Molecule: messenger RNA, 942 nt
Organism: Stylonychia lemnae
Lineage: Eukaryota; Ciliophora; Spirotrichea; Sporadotrichida; Oxytrichidae
Source: the annotation of a GenBank genome assembly
AUGCAAUAGUCUGUUAUCAAGGCAAAAGGAAUGAGAGAUAAGGAGAACACUAUGCCACCAGCAAAUUAGAUAGAAAGAAAGAAAUCUAUGAAAAUUAUGAGUUCUGAUUUGCACUAGUAGAAUGCUAAGAAACUAGUCAAGUCUAGAACCUUUACCCAAGCAAAUCAGAACUGGAGUUAAAGAAAUUCUAAGCUAAAAGAAUUAUAACCUUAUUAAUAGAGAUAAACUGAGGCAGUUGGGUAAACAGAAGAAUCCUAUAACCAAGUAAUCAUCUAUGCAAUAAAUUUAAAUAGAGAGCUGCUAAAAUAAGAAAACUCAAUCAAGUUGAGAAACAAUCGCCAAAUGCAAAAGGCUAAUUUGAAGUUACACUGCAACUUCAUUCAGUCCAAGAGUAAACUCCUUAUUUCUAAGUAAAAAUAAUCACUUAAUCCCAUAAAAAAGCUGAAUGAAUCAAGUCAUAGUCUCUUGUAGCAGACUCCAGAAUUUGGGGUGAAUAAAGAGGUUAUAUCAAUGGAGGAAUUUAAAAUUAGACUCUCUAACUUUGAUUAGGAAUCUAGUUCUAAAAGAAAGUAGAAUCAUUCUGAGUCCCUAGCCGAUACCCAAAAUUAUGAUAAAGAUUAGCUGAAAAAUAAUUUUGAAUUUGAUGCUUAAAAUCAGAUACAGAAACAUGAGUAUAAGUAGAUGUAUGCUAAUAUUGAAGAUGCUUACAAUAUAAGCUAGCAAGAUGAUGAUAUUUCCAACUGGUAUAAGGAUACAGGUACAAUGAUGAUUGCUGAGAGUUUUGAGGCAGAAGAGUCAGUAUGUCCUCAUAAGCAGGAUAUAAUCUUAGUCAGUAGUCAAUAGAAUAAGGAAUAAAGUUUGAGCAAUAAAUUUGAUCUAGCCAAGUUGAAAUGCUAGACUUAAUAAUUCUUCAUUGGGCAUUUAGAUGGAAAGAAUAUUUGA